UAUUUAUAUACCAAAUAUACCAUAAUUUCAGAAUUGUACUGAAAGUUAGCAAGCUUGUUUUGUUAUUGCUUUUAAUACAGGGUAUUAGCAAAGUUUCAACUGAGCAUCCAAUUCGUAAAACCAGCUUGUCUCAUGAAGAUUCUUGCUGGCUGUCGUCUGCAAACUUUCAGUUACCAAACUGUCUCUCUGCCGCGCAAAUCGCUCGAAAAACCCCGACUACAAAUCCGAAAAACUAACAAAAAAAACUUUCGUAAAAAUGCGCAGUUGCUUAAAGCGGAUACAUUUGUGGAUGCUGCUGCUGUUUGGGCUGCUUUCGCCCGGCCAGCCUGCCAAUCUGCUGAACAGCUAUUUGCCCGCCUCCAUGCAGGCCCUGGCCUACUACAUUGAUCUGCUCCAAUACGAGCCGUUGUCCAGCACCACAGCGGAGCCACCAUUCAGUGCCGAUGGUCAACAGGAGUCGAGCACCUCGCCGCUGACUCCACCAGCGAGCUCCAGCUCUGGCUCAAAGCCAACAGUUGCACCUCCUAAUGUUAAUAGACCCAGCAGUACAACGCGUCGACCGACAGGUAGCACGGGCAGCACCACCGGCUGGUGGCAACCCCCAAGUUGGUGGGAGACACCACAGCGUACGACAACCACCGCACGACCGACAGCAACGCCAACCCCACCACAUGGUCCGGCGCUCUAUGCACCAAAUGCAAUGAAGCGUGUCUUGCCCACACCACUGGAAGGUCAAGCGCUGUUCGACGAGAUCAAUGAUGAUUCAGACUUUGAUAGGUUGCCGCUGUCGUUGAUCCGUGAUAUACAGACGGAGGCGCUACACGAUGACUUUACCAACGAUGUGGAAUCGUUGGAUAACUUUCUACGCCUCUAUGAUGAUAAUUAUGGGCGUGCCGCUUUUGAUUUUGAGUCGGCCAUGGAUCGGUGGAGCAGCACAUCAACAGCGGGCAAAAAACGUGUGCCGCCCACUAAGCCCUAUGUGGACUUUCUGCUCGUCUACGAUUUGCUGAAACGAGACGCGAAGGCGGCGAAUCUAAGCAAAUAUGAGGGCUACUCCGAGGAGUUGCUGCAGCAGCUAUUCGAGCUCUCGAAUGCAUCGUCGUCACGGCAGUUGCACACACUGUUCCAACGUAUGCUAGACCGUGGCGAUAUACAGCGCAGUGAUGUGGUGGCUCGUGUACAGGGCAUUCUAAAGGAUCUGGGCAAUCCGAAUAGCGCCACGUCCAAGGCGCUCAUCUAUAUACCCAGCAUGCAGUUUUUGCCCUAGAUCUAAAGUGUUUUGUCCAUUUAUCGAGCACUUAAUAAAUCGUAAUUCAUAAAAUAUUCAUUUUAAAUCGGGCAUUUGACACAUUGACACAGUUUUA
Molecule: messenger RNA, 1364 nt
Organism: Drosophila hydei
Lineage: Eukaryota; Metazoa; Arthropoda; Insecta; Diptera; Drosophilidae
Gene: ImpE3
Exons: 1
Coding region: 257-1267 (336 amino acids)
Source: RefSeq, a predicted model, not a curated record